Neoarthrinium moseri is the source of this 2907-nucleotide messenger RNA. RefSeq lists its product as uncharacterized. Gene Ontology annotation, cellular component: endoplasmic reticulum; ERMES complex. The coding region runs from base 1 to 2907 and encodes 968 amino acids. The transcript is spliced from 2 exons. The record is from RefSeq and is a predicted model, not a curated record. Lineage: Eukaryota; Fungi; Ascomycota; Sordariomycetes; Amphisphaeriales; Apiosporaceae. Gene Ontology annotation, biological process: phospholipid transport. Gene Ontology annotation, molecular function: lipid binding.
AUGGGCAGCUGGACCGCUUUCCUCCUGACCUACCUGCUCGGUGGCGUCACCUUCAUACCCAUCGUCCUUGUCACCGCCUGGUUCGCCCUGCCCCAGGUCCGCGAGCUGCUCGCCGAGAAGGAGGUCGACGGCGGCAGCAUCGUCCGCCCCGGCGAUCUCACCAAGGACCUCGAGGCGGCGCAGAAGGCUGAGAAGGGCGAGUCAAAACCCCAGUAUGUCCAGGCCGCCGACGUGGCCGCCGGCUACUUCGCCGUAUGUCGAGACUACACCCCCAUGGGGAUCAACGCCAAGCCCAUCGAACGAUCGACCCCCGUCGGAUCGGCCACCGUGGCCGCCCCGAGCCAGAGCGUAUACCAGGCCAUGUACCGGACCAUAUUCGACAGAAAACAAGGCCCAAAUCCCCUGGAAAACACUAGCGGCAACAGUGUUCGACCCAAGAGGGCGGGUAACGUGUUCUACGUUGUGCUCCGACAUGGGCAUCUCAUGCUCUUCGACGACGACGAACAACUCGAGGUGCGCCACGUCAUCUCUUUGGCACACCAUGAUGUCAGCAUAUACUCGGGGGGAGACAGCACGCCAGAGGGUGAGCUGUUUAUAAAAAGGAACGCUUUGUGUUUAUCCAGAAAGCUGGACUCAAACGAGCUGGCACCGGAUAGCCAGAUAUCGAGACCUUUUUACCUGUUCUGUGAAAACUGCUCGGCAAAGGAGGACUUCUAUUUCGCCUUGAUUCGGAAUCAAGAGCAGGUGUUUGGGGCAACCAACCGGGCGCCGCAGCCCUUGCAAUUCGAAGUCAAGAAUAUCAUCUCGCUUGUCCAGAGACUUCAUUCGAGCGAGGAGCACAUGCAGACGAGGUGGCUCAACGCCAUGAUCGGGCGCAUCUUCUUGGGUAUCCAUAGGACCAAGGAUAUAGAGAAUCUCAUACGGGAAAAGAUCACCAAGAAGAUAUCGCGUGUCAAAAGACCGACGAUUCUCUCGCGGAUCGCAAUACAGAACAUCGACACCGGAGAUUCUGCCCCCUACAUCACGAACCCGCGGCUUAAGGAUCUGACGGUGGAGGGUGAGUUCGGUAUGGAGGCCGAUGUUAAGUACACAGGAAACUUCAGAUUGGAGGUCGCCGCAACGGCCAGGAUCGACCUCGGUACUCGCUUCAAGGUGAGAGAGGUGAACCUUGUCCUUGCGGUGGUGCUCAAGAAGCUUGAGGGCCACGUCUUCUUCAAGAUCAAGCCGCCUCCGAGCAAUCGUAUAUGGUUCUCCUUUCAAACCAUGCCCAAGAUGGAAAUGACAAUAGAGCCAAUUGUCAGCACAAGACAAAUCACUUAUACGGUCAUCCUUCGCCAGAUCGAGAAUCGAAUCAAGGAGGUGGUUGCGGAAACCCUGGUGCAGCCAUUCUGGGACGAUAUGCCCUUCUUCAAAACGGAGCACAAGGAGUGGCGUGGAGGUAUCUUUGAAGGGGAUGAUGCCGUGGAGCACUCUGAGGACCAUGAGGAGAUUGCGGCCAUGCUUGGUGACGUGGAUGAGGUCUCCCACAUCGAGGAGACGGGCAUUCCGACAUCCCCUGGUUCGCCCGAACUGCGACCAAUCGAGAAGAGCCACAGUGUCCCAGCCUUGGAGAACGCCAAUCCAUCGGGAUUCUGGGCCCGCAAGAUGAAUGCAAAGAAGACAGCACUGCAAAACCAGACGAGUUCGAGCGCCUCAGCGUCCACAACCGCACUCGAUACGAAGAACUCUCCAUCGCCUAUUCCCAUCGAGACGCCCCGUCCGAUUCGCAGUGGCUCGUAUUCCGCCUCCAGCCCGACCAUCAGUGCCGAUGCGGCACACGCAGAAUUGUUCAAGCCUUCGUCCUCUCCUCCUGACAAGGACGAUGCAGCGAGCGUCAUGGCCAGCGUGGCGGCUAGAAGCCGGAAAGGAUCUAAUGCCCCGACUCCCGUAGGCACACCCACACGUCCGACGUCAGUCAAGCAGGUUUCCAACGAGUCUUCUUCUUCUGAGUCCUUGGAACCUGUGAUCCACGAGGACCAGACACCAACCGCUCCAGGACGUCGGGAUACAACAUCGUCUGUUGAUAGCGGUGCAAGCGAGAGCGACCGAACUGACUCACCCGCACCAUCAACUAGGGCAUCAGUCAGAAGUGCGACAGGAUCCAUCGGAAGAGGCCUUUUUUCCAGGAAAGACACCUCGGGUUCGACGACGCCCAACGGUACGCCAGAUCAGAAGCGAAACACCCUGGCGGCGGUAUCGAAUGCGGCAGCUACGGCAAAGCGCUGGGGUUGGAAUGCCAUGCAGCGCCGUUCUGAGCAGGGUCCGGAUGGACGGAAGCUGUCCGACCCUCCGGCAGUUGAUCUGAAUCAACCAAUGGGCCGAGGUCAACCGUUGCCGCCCCCAGGCAUGCCGCUCCCGGGGCCAGAUAGGAGGUCUAAGGUCACUCCCAUACCGAUGCCAAAACGGAAGCCGAUUCCUCCACCAGAACUGGCGGGUCGGAACAGCACGACAAGCGUGAACGAUCCAAAGCCUGAGCGGCGGGCGGUGCCGCCCCCUCCUUUGCCGAGAAGGAGACGUGUGUCUGAGGUGCAUCAAGACGAGGGGGACGAGGAGAACUUGUUGGUGGUCGAGGCGCCAGCUGAUUCGGAGCCCACGUCGCCCUUGUACGAGGACCACGAGCACGAAAACAGCCCCGCGUACGUCCAGCCGUCGGUAGAAGACCUAGCGGAAGGGGAGAGCGGCGGCCCCUCCACGCCGAGCGAAAGCAUCACGGAGCAAAUGGACACGCAAGACGUACCUCAGUCUACUGUGCAGCACGAGGACGGCAGCAACGAUAUGAAAGACGAGGACGAGGAUGACUAUGCGAACUGGCUAGAUAACAACCCAGAGUUCGCAGGAGAGGAACACGAGCCCAUAGCUGCUCGCUAG